Messenger RNA from Bombus terrestris (buff-tailed bumblebee), 2813 nucleotides. RefSeq lists its product as uncharacterized. NCBI's taxonomy places the organism in Eukaryota, Metazoa, Arthropoda, Insecta, Hymenoptera, Apidae. The record is from RefSeq and is a predicted model, not a curated record. Bases 1266 to 2705 code for a protein of 479 amino acids. The transcript has 5 exons.
GAAGAAUCUGUCUGAUGAAACCCAUUCCAAAUUAUUAGAAAUAAUAAUCUUUCAAAAAGAGAUAUAAGAGUGAUACGAAACGAAAGGACAAUAAGCUCAUAAUUAGUUAAUAAACAUAAAACUUGAAUAAAUUACGAUUUAGACUCUUCAACAUUUUAAUUGAAUAAUCAAUUGGAUAACAGGCUUCAGCUUAGUAAUAAACGGAUCAAGCUUGAAAAUUACAAAGAGCGUUUUAAGUUAAUUAAUUGGAAAAAGUCUGGUCCUUUCAAGCGCAGUGAUAGUUCUAAAUCUAAUCUUCGUUGUUUCACACAUACACAUGUGCUCAGUUUUAAAUGACAAAGUACUGUUCAUCUAAUAUCCAAAUGAGGAGGUUAUUAAUAUCUAACGUUAAAAAAUGGAUUUAACUGGUGUUCAUCAUAUGGCAAAGCAAUGUUUAUACAUAUAUCAAAUAUGUAAAUUGGUGAAUGAUUAUAAAUAGUUAUCAAUGAUAAUUAACCAAUUUUGUUAUUAAAAUCAAAAUUCUUUUCUUUAUUACCUCGCCUACGUUGUUAUAUGAUUCAUAUUUAACGCGCUAAAAUUAACGUUAGGGGGAGCCACAAGGUACAUAAAGUUCUUAAAAUCAGCGCUACGAGGAGCCACAAGGUAUAUAAAGUUCUUAAAAUUAACGCUACUAGGAGCCACAAGGUAUAAACAGCAUACCGUUCAAAAUAUAACGAAUUCUUUUUGUUUGGAUUAAAUAAUAUUGAUUACUUUUUUCGAGGGAUAUCAAAACAGUGAUUUUAUAUGCAAAAAUUAACUGAAAAUGUAAGAUAACAAAAAAAAGGUAGCAGAAGAGUUUAAUGAAUUAAUGGAUUGUUCUUAUAUCGAUUCAUAUAAAAAAAAAGUUUUAAAAGAAUAGAAUUAUCAAGCGAGUGAUAAGGUAAUACUAAGGACAACUCAUAUGUUAUAGAAUUAUUAUAUAUUUCUAUUAGAAACAUUUUUGAGGUUUGUAAAUUCUUUAUGAGCCCUAAAAUUUUUACCGAUAUAUUCUUCUGCAAAACUUAAUGAAUCAGAAGAACAGCAGUAUUAAAAAUAUCAGAAUAUAAAUAUUGAAACCACCAAGUAAAUUGACUGUCAGAGAAAAUACUUGAACAAAAUCAAAAGAAAAUAAUAAAGUAUCAUUAUUACUUUACAGUAAGAAAUUACAAUCAAAGUUACAUACAUCUGAUAAUACUGUAAAUGAAAAUUGCAGCUUAUUAAAUCAUAAUAGUAUAUCCUCGUUUGAUAUGAGGUAUACCUUAAAAAGAGUUUCAAAAUCAAAGAUGGGAUUAAAAUCUCCAAAAUUACGCUCAAAAUCUAAAAGUCCAAUAUCAAAAAGAGUUUCAAGAUCAAAGAUGGGAUUAAAAUCUCCGAAAUUACGCUCAAAAUCUAGAAAUCCAAUAUUACUAAAAUCAAAGAUUCCUACUAUUACAGAUUUGCAUUGUACUAGUAACAAAAGGAGCUCACAACUAGAAAACAAUAAAAAUAUACUUAUGAGCAAAAUGUUAAGAAAAAAUGCAUUUAAAUUAAAAAAACCUAUAGUAUUACUGAGAAGACUUUCUGACAUUAUUAAAGUUACAUCAUCUUCAUCACUACCUAGGAUAAGCAUACGUAUAAAUGAUCAAUUUAGCAAUAGUAAUAUAAAUAUUUCACAGAAGAUAUUUGAUACCAUAUUUAAUCAUUCUCAGACUAUAAGUCAUAAUAAACUUAAACAAAUAAAUAUACCAUAUAAGUCGCAAACGAGUUUUCCCGAAACAUCUCCGCAUAAUAAAAUGAUUAGAACAUUUGAUAAUGUAAGUACAGCAUUUGUAGAACCCUUUACAUCUUCUACACCAAAGGAGAAAGGAAUAUUUAAUAGAACGAAUAAUAAACGUAAUACAAAACAGAUCUAUAAUGCGGACACAACUUACGAAUUAAACGAACAAUGCAGUACAUUAAACGUUCAAAAAAGUAUUGCAUCGACAACAGAAGAACAACAAGAGGAAGUAAAGAUAAAAGAUGAUACUUAUGAACUUAUUGAACCUAAGACUCCAAAUUUACGGAAGAAAUUAUACAAAAAACAAGGAACUGAGUAUGAAAAUUUUGAUCAAAAAAUACGGAAGACGGAUGCCAAAGUACGUUUUGUAAACUGUUCGUUGGAUUAUAAAUAUAAUUCAUCUUUAGCAGAUCAACAUAAGCAGAAAAAACAUAAUAGUGUUAAGAAUAAUUCAUCUAAAAACAGUUCAAAAAAGAAUAUUAUGAAGUCGUUUACUAGAGAUUUUCGUAAAAAACCAAAUUCCAUUCCCGAAAUUGUAGUAACAACACCAUCCCGCAAUCAAAUUCCAGAUUCAAAGCCUGCUACAACAAAGAAAGUUCCAAAUUUCGCAAAAAUCCAUAAGAAAAUAUUCGCCAAAGCAGAGUCUAUUAUUGAUGCAAAGAAACGAGUAAUAGACAGAUACACUGAACUGACCACAAGAAAUGAAAAGACUAACUCACGGGGUGAAAAUCAGUUAUCUAAUACAUUAAAUAAAAAUACUUACAAUCGAUUUGAAUUAAAAAUAAGAAAAUUGGAAGCUACCGAUUGUAUCAUGAGAAAUAAUACUUUACGAGUAACAAGAAACAAAGAACAAAGCAGAGCCGUUUUGAAGGGUGUACGAACAAACCGACGUUUUGAACUUCAGAUGAAUUUUAGGAAUAUGAACCAAUAAGAUAAAUAUAAUUAUGUUAGGUAAUUUAUAUUAUCAUAAGAGAAGCUCUUGUACUAUUUAUUUCAUUAUGCUCUCUAAUAUUAAUAAAUGAAUAAUAAAUGAAUGUAA